Messenger RNA from Aptenodytes forsteri (emperor penguin), 1057 nucleotides. RefSeq names its product LIM homeobox 6 (gene LHX6). Gene Ontology annotation, cellular component: nucleus. Bases 1 to 954 code for a protein of 317 amino acids. Gene Ontology annotation, molecular function: RNA polymerase II transcription regulatory region sequence-specific DNA binding; DNA-binding transcription factor activity, RNA polymerase II-specific. The transcript is spliced from 9 exons. The record is from RefSeq and is a predicted model, not a curated record. Gene Ontology annotation, biological process: forebrain neuron development; neuron differentiation; regulation of transcription by RNA polymerase II. Lineage: Eukaryota; Metazoa; Chordata; Aves; Sphenisciformes; Spheniscidae.
AUGAGGGAAUACCGUUUGCCCCGGGAGGAAGGGGAAUCGCGGGCGGGCGAUGAGAAUGACCCCGGCGAGGGGCGCGGGGGGCCCGGCAGCAUCCUCCCGCCGCGGCGGAGCGGGUCGGGGCUGCCUCCGCGGACAAAGAUGUUGCGGCCACCCCUGGGGGAGUCUCUCUGGGAUGAGUCUUUCCUGCAGGCUGUGAUCCGAGCGGGGAGCGGCGAUUACCACGUGCUAUUAGCUCGCCGGUUUGGUACAAAGUGCGCCCGCUGCGGCAGGCAGAUCUACGCCAGCGACUGGGUGCGGCGAGCGCGGGGCAACGCCUACCACCUCGCCUGCUUCGCCUGCUUCUCCUGCAAGCGGCAGCUCUCCACCGGUGAGGAGUUCGGCUUGGUGGAGGAGAAGGUGCUGUGCCGGAUUCACUACGACACCAUGAUAGAGAACCUCAAGCGAGCAGCGGAAAACGGCAACGGGAUCACGCUGGAGGGGGCUGUGCCCUCGGAGCAGGACAGCCCGCCAAAGCCAGCCAAGAGGGCCCGCACCUCCUUCACUGCCGAGCAGCUGCAGGUCAUGCAGGCACAGUUUGCUCAGGACAACAACCCCGACGCACAAACGCUUCAGAAGCUGGCGGACAUGACGGGGCUGAGUCGGAGAGUCAUUCAGGUUUGGUUUCAAAACUGCAGAGCCCGCCAUAAAAAACACACCCCCCAGCACACAGUGCCGCCCUCGGGAGCCCCCCCGUCCCGCAUCCCUUCUUCGCUCUCCGAUGACAUUCACUACUCGCCCUUCAGCAGCCCGGAGCGAGCCCGGAUGGUGACGCUGCAUGGAUACAUAGAAAGUCAGGUACAGUGUGGACAAGUGCACUGUAGACUUCCCUACACUGCUCCACCAGUGCACCUCAAAGCAGACAUGGAAGGACCACUAUCUAAUAGGGGUGAGAAGGUCAUCCUCUUUCAGUACUGACUGCGCGAACUCUUCCUCAUCUGCCCAUGGCGCUACCAGCACCACUGCCCCUCAGCCGCUGAAACACAGCGUCCAGCCCAAGGCAACUGUUAUCAGUCAUGCA